AUGGCUUUCCUAUCCCCCCACUGGACAGGUCGGCCCAUACCCUUCCCCUGCCCAACCUUUUUCCCCUUUCUCUCUUUUCCUCUCCGCUUACACUUUUGCUCCUCAUAAUCAUCUCCCCGUACCAAGAAAACUCGUGCGCGCUCAAGACAUGACAGGCAGCUUUGGAAUCACUCCACAAUAACUGUUUAAAUUCAGCCUCUUUCCCUGUAAUUCUCGGGUUUUUUCAUAUUCUUUCCGGGGAAUAUUUUCCGAGGAAUCACGGCUCGGCAAGGGGACAACAAUGGCGGAUCCUUACGGAGUAAACCCUCACCACUUGCUCGAAUCGGAUGACGUGACCUCCUUCCUGCACAAUUUUCUCCGAGGCUCCUCUGCUUCUUCCGCUGCAGCCGUCGGUCUCUAUGGUCGGCCGCCGGCGGAAGGUUCCGUCAUGGAGUCCGGUAUGAGGGGCGGAUCUCCUGCUCCUCCGUCGUCCGGCCUCAAUUUGUCGAAUCAUUUCGGAUUCUACGGAGCGGAAUUCAAGGGAGGUGAUGCCGUGAACGCAUUUUCGGCCGCCGGAAUUGCCGAUUGCGAGGCGGGGAUCAUCACUUCUUCGAAGGGGAUUGAGUUCGGGAGUGAAGACAAGGUUGACGACGAUUUCGCUUUUGGUUUUGAGGACUGUGAAACUUCAGAUGCACCAAGUAACCAGGCUCAACGGCGUUCUUCGAAGAGGAGUAGAUCAGCUGAGGUUCAUAACAUGUCGGAAAAGAGGAGGCGGAGUCGAAUCAAUGAGAAAUUAAAGGCACUGCAGACCUUGAUUCCGAAUUCGAACAAGACUGAUAAGGCAUCUAUGCUUGAUGAAGCCAUUGAAUAUUUGAAGCAGCUCCAGUUGCAAGUCCAGGUGUUGACGAUGAGAAAUGGAUUGAGUCUGUAUCCAUCAGGUUAUUUUCAGGGAUCGGUUCAACUUCCUCCAUCUGGGAGCAGAUUUGAUGAGAGUGUAAUUCCAAACACAAAUGGAGCACCCAAUUUUUCUGGGAUCCAUGAAAUUUCGUUGCAGAGGGGUUUCGAGAAUUCCCGUCAAAAUAUGAGGAACAACCCAAGUCCGGUACUUGUCUUUGAUGAGACUCCGUUGCAGAAUAAUCACUAUGGGUUUCUUAACCAUUUUGCUCCUACAACGGAUCUGUGCAGAAACGAUGCACUGUCAAGGUUGCACUUAGACAUGAGCUGCUCCGGGAAUAACUCAUCACCAGGUGUCUCAUCUUCUUAAUAAGGAAAUUAAUCAUAUAUUGCCAACUUAUAACUUCAGCUAAAUCUCACCAAAGCAAACAUCAACAUAACUCAGCUCUCUAACUGGUGAGCUCAAUCAGUCCAUCUCAUGUGCCAAAUCAAAUUUAGUACUUUUGUCUUUCUCAAACAGCCUCUCUAUCUUUCCAUAGGGUAAAGGUAAGUUCUGCGUGAGCCCAGCCCGACCCCACGUAUGGAAAUUCGAUCACUGGAUUUGUAGAUUCUGUCUAAUGUCAUGCAAAUGAAAGAGCACAUUUUCAGGUUGGUGCUUGUAUUUAAUCCCAAGGCUUUGUUUGGUACUACUGUAUGUCUUGUAUCAUGUACGGAAUACAACUUAUAAGUCAGCUGCUAGUUUUACUUUUUGCAGAGAGUUUCAAGUAGGUCUAGAAUUUGUUGGAUUUUUUCCUGUAUGGG
Molecule: messenger RNA, 1674 nt
Organism: Cuscuta campestris
Lineage: Eukaryota; Viridiplantae; Streptophyta; Magnoliopsida; Solanales; Convolvulaceae
Source: the annotation of a GenBank genome assembly